Aphanomyces astaci is the source of this 2955-nucleotide messenger RNA. RefSeq lists its product as hypothetical. Gene Ontology annotation, molecular function: protein binding. The transcript has 2 exons. The record is from RefSeq and is a predicted model, not a curated record. Bases 39 to 2912 code for a protein of 957 amino acids. NCBI's taxonomy places the organism in Eukaryota, Oomycota, Saprolegniomycetes, Saprolegniales, Verrucalvaceae. Gene Ontology annotation, biological process: mRNA splicing, via spliceosome; spliceosomal tri-snRNP complex assembly. Gene Ontology annotation, cellular component: U4/U6 x U5 tri-snRNP complex; catalytic step 2 spliceosome.
CAGCAUUCGUUCCUGAAGAAUUGGCACUUACCUCAAACAUGGCUCGGCGCGUGAAGGCCUUUGAUCAGGACGCCCCGGCGAACUAUGUGGCCGGUCUCGGUCGCGGGGCCAUUGGGUUCACCACCCGAUCGGAUAUUGGUCCCGCCAGGUCGGAUGAUCCCACGGACAUCGCAGCGACUGGCAUCCCCGGCAUGGGCCGUGGUCGAGGUGUGCCGCUCCCGCAACAGCCCGCCCCAGCGAUGAUGAUUCCACCUGGUGGUCGAGGCUCCGGUACGGCAGGUGUAGGUGGGUUUGGUCGUGAAGUGGACGCAAGUGGAGACCGUGGCGAUUACAGUGAGUUCGACGAGUUCUCUGGGUAUUCUGGCGCAGGAUUGUUCAACGAUACGCCGUACGACAAGGACGAUGCCGAAGCCGACGACAUCUACGCCCAAGUGGAUGAACACAUGGACAACAGACGUAAGCGCCGCCGCGAGCUAAAGCAACUGGAAGACAUGAAGAAGGCUCGACGGGAGCGACCGAAGAUCUCCGAUCAAUUCGCGGACCUCAAGUCGAGCUUGAAGGGGGUCAGUGACGCGGAAUGGGAAGCAAUUCCUGACAUCGGAGACCAUUCCCUGCGGUACAAGGCUUCACAGAAGAAGAGCGACAUCUUUACGCCAGUUCCCGACCACAUCUUGGACACCCGCGCGUCGACGACGGCGUCCAACGUGGUUCUCGGCGGGGACACGCCGCUCCAGACCGGCACGUCCAUCAGCGGCAUGACGUCUUCUCUAACCGGGUUGGCCGAAGCUCGAGGCGCUGUGUUGUCGCUCAAGCUAGACAAGAUGUCCGAUUCGAUUUCCGGCCAAACCGUGGUCGAUCCCAAGGGAUACAUGACCGAGCUCAACAGUCUCAAGAUCACAAGUGACGCCGAAGUGGGCGACAUCAAGAAGGCGCGGCUGCUCCUGCGCAGUGUCACGAUGACCAACCCCAAGCACGCGCCGGGGUGGAUUGCCGCGGCGCGGCUGGAAGAAGUGGCCGGGAAGGUCGUGCAGGCGCGCAAGGUGAUUGCCGAAGGCUGCGAGUCGUGCCCGACCAACGAAGACGUAUGGCUCGAAGCAGCGCGCCUUCAGACGCCAGAGAACGCGCGCACGAUCCUCGCGACGGCCGUCCGCCACGUGCCGACCUCUGUCAAGGUGUGGCUGCAAGCUGCCAAGCUCGAGCCCACCGACGAAGCGACGAAAUUGGUGCUCCGGCGUGCAUUGGAGUUUAUCCCGAACGCCGUGGCCAUCUGGAAGGCGGUGAUCGAGCUGGAAGACGUGGACGGCGCGCGGCUCAUGCUGGGGCGGGCGGUCGAGUGCGUGCCGCAGUCUGUCGACAUGUGGCUGGCCCUGGCGCGCCUCGAAACGUACGAACGGGCCAAGCAGACGCUCAACAAGGCAGGGGCGACCAUCCCCACGGACCACACGAUCUGGAUUGCCGCCGCCAAGCUGGAAGAAGCCAACGGCAAGGACGCCAUGGUGGACAAGAUCAUCGUCCACGCCAUGAAGCGGCUGCGCAAGUAUGAUGUACGAAUCGACCGCGACACAUGGCUCAAGGAGGCCGAGGCGUGCGAGACGGCCGACGCGCCGCUAACGUGUGCCGCCCUCGUCAAACAUUCGCUGGCGCUGGGCGUGGACCCCGAGGACCAGAAGCGGACGUGGAUGGACGACGCCGACACGAGCGCCAGCCGCGGCGCGAUUGUGACGGCCAAAGCCAUCUACCACCACGCGCUCCAAGUGUUUCCGACGAAAAAGUCCAUUUGGUUGCGCGCCGUGGCGCUGGAAAAGACACAAAACGGCCCCCGCGUCAUGGAAUUGCUUGAGAACGCGGUGCAGAACUGCCCCCAGGCGGAAAUCCUGUGGCUCAUGGCGGCCAAGGAGGCGUGGGUCGGCGGCAGCGUCGAACAAGCCCGCUCCAUCCUGCGCCAAGCAUUCAAUGCCAACCCCAACAGCGAAGAGAUCUGGCUAGCCGCUGUCAAACUCGAGUGGGAAAACGACGAAAUGGAGCGCGCGCGGGCGCUGCUGGCCAAAGCGCGGUCGCAGGCCCCGACGGCGCGGGUGUGGAUGAAGUCGGUGCUGCUGGAGCGAGAGGCGCGGACGCACGGGGACGGCGACGCCAAGGCGCGAGAGGAGGCGCUGCUGACCGAGGGCCGGACGAGGUACCCGACGUUUGAGAAGCUGCACAUGAUGGCUGGGCAGUUCUAUGAGGACUUGGGCGAUUUGGACGGUGCGCGGAAACACCUGCGCGACGGGUUGGCAUCUUGCCCCAAGAGUAUUGCGCUGUGGAAGCAGUUGACUCGACUGGAAGAGAAAACAAAGGGCGAGAUGAAGGCGCGGUCGGUGCUGGAAAGCGGCCGGUUGAAAAACCCAAAGAACCCCGAGCUGUGGCUCGAAGCGAUUCGAUUAGAAGCGCGGCAUCACAACGACAAGGGCCAGGAGAACUUGAUGGCGAAAGCGCUGCAAGAGUGCCCCGACGCUGGCAUCUUGCUCGCCGAGUCCAUCGACAUUGCGCCGCGCACGCAGCAGCGCCGGGUGUCUCUGACGGCGCUCAAGAAGAAGGACAACGACCCCGCCGUGUGUCUGUCCGUGUCGAAACUCUUUUGGAAUGAACGCAAGUACUCGAAAGCCCGCAAAUGGCUGGAGCGCACGGUGCAGUUGAACCCAGAUUUUGGAGACGGAUGGGCGUAUUACUAUGCGUUUGAGCUCAAGCAUGGCAACGAGCUGCAACGAGAAGACAUAUUGAACCGAUGUAUCAAGGCGGAACCUCGCCACGGCGACCUCUGGUGCAGCAUCUCCAAGCAGACGCUCAACCGCAAGAAGAAAGUGGGCGACGUGCUGAAAUUGGUCGUGGCCUCUUUGCCUGUGAUCAACAUCCCCCAAGUGAUAGCCACGUGAUUAGUUCUAACGAUUAAACACAUGUUGGCAUCAUGUACUUGUA